Lentinula edodes (shiitake mushroom) is the source of this 888-nucleotide messenger RNA. RefSeq lists its product as uncharacterized. The record is from RefSeq and is a predicted model, not a curated record. The coding region runs from base 1 to 888 and encodes 295 amino acids. Lineage: Eukaryota; Fungi; Basidiomycota; Agaricomycetes; Agaricales; Omphalotaceae. The transcript has 6 exons.
AUGGUUAGCAUUGCUGAGGCUCUUGUCCACAUCCAAAUCACCCACAAACAUAUAGCACACAAUCCAAGCUACAAGCGCACCCUAUAUACUUCACGACAGUUUACCUUACAAACACUAAUCCGGAUCGCCACUACACCCGCUCCCCAGGCGCUUCAUCCCUACCUUCUAAAUCCCCUCGUACCGCGCGCUCCCCCCGAUCCGAGUCACGAUAUUGGAUUCGUGUACAAUGGCAAGACGCUCCAGCCGCUUACUUCGCGCUCUAUACACGUCCAGACGCUCCCGCCUCCCGUCGCCAGCGGAUGGGCCCGGUUACUUGCAACUACGACCGGCGGAAGGCAGAGUGGGACAGACAGUGGCCGUGUCCCAGCAGAGUCUGGCUCCCCCCUAUGCAGGUUGUAUGGCGAAGGAAAGCUGAAUCGUUGGCGCACAUUUUAUUGGAACAUAGAUGCCUCAGCCGACCUCGCAAUUACUGUGCUAACUGUUUCAAGGCACACAUUGAAAUAUUUAUCAUCCCUGGUCAUUGGUGGUAUAUCUGGGGAACUAUCAUUCUACCAGUCCUUGCAAGAGCAGCAGCAGCAUAAUGAUGAUCGUCGACGUCCCGACAUUCGCGACCCUGCUAUGUCUCGAUAUACCGAUAUCGACGACGUCUCCAUGUCCCGACGUCCCGAUGUCGACGACGUCUUGAUGUCCCUACGUCUCGAUAUCGACGACGUCCCGACAUCGCGUACCCUUAUUCUCAGUGAGAUUAUUCUGAAGAAUCUCAUGCUCUUCAUGCGGCGAAUAGUCCGCGAAAAUUUCCAACAAUCCCGCACGCGAAAACGUUGUAAACUGACGUCGGGCUUUAUUGAACUAUUCCUGGGUGGUUUAGUGGUAGAAUUUUCUGUAUAA